This is a messenger RNA of Carassius gibelio (silver crucian carp), 3899 nucleotides long. RefSeq names its product thyrotroph embryonic factor-like. Bases 145 to 1032 code for a protein of 295 amino acids. NCBI's taxonomy places the organism in Eukaryota, Metazoa, Chordata, Actinopteri, Cypriniformes, Cyprinidae. The record is from RefSeq and is a predicted model, not a curated record. The transcript is spliced from 4 exons. Gene Ontology annotation, cellular component: nucleus. Gene Ontology annotation, biological process: regulation of transcription by RNA polymerase II. Gene Ontology annotation, molecular function: DNA-binding transcription factor activity, RNA polymerase II-specific; RNA polymerase II cis-regulatory region sequence-specific DNA binding.
UCAUGAAUAUGCGAGCGCCUAUCGCAGUACGCUGGAGUGGGUACUGUACAGUCUACAGCGCUUUGUGUUUUCUCAAACAGAAACAGAAGGAUUGACGGAUAUAAGCGACGUUUGUGUAUCAUCCCGCAUAAUAUCGCACUAAUCAUGCCCGGACAGGCGUCGGUGACGGUGGCCAGCGGCCCGCAGAAGUCGAACGGUUUUGUUUUGAAGAAGAUCAUGAAUAUUCCUCCUCCAAACAUACUGGAGGAUCAAGACGACGAUAUUGAGAAGGAGAAACAGGGCUCGACCUGUGGUGGGACGUCCGGUGGCGGCGGUGGUUCGGGGGGUGUCUCGGCUUCUCUCACACCCACCAUCUGGGACAAAACCAUCCCGUAUGAUGGCGAGACCUUCCACCUGGAGUACAUGGACCUGGACGAGUUCCUGCUGGAGAACGAGAUCCCCGUCACACUGGAGGAGGAGCUGAGCAGGGGUCCAUCAGCCCGAGACACACCCUCCGAGGAGCCGGCGACCGUCCCGCAGAUGCCUGAGGAGGAACACAAGGACGAUGAAGAGUCUGAGGACCACUCGCUCACUGUGAACAUCGAGACGAACGCAGAAGUCCAAGCGGCCCCGGACCGUGUGACGCCCCCUCCGAUCGACCCAGAGGAGAUUGAGGUGAGCGUGGCCUUCCAGCCGGACCCCACGGACCUGGUGCUGUCCAGCGUUCCCGGAGGAGAGCUCUUCAAUCCACGCAAACAUCGCUUCUCUGUGGACGAGCUCAAGCCACAGCCCAUGAUCAAGAAAGCCAAGAAAGUGUUGGUUCCUGCAGAGGCCAAGGAUGAAAAGUACUGGUCGCGGAGGAAGAAGAACAACAUGGCGGCGAAGCGCUCGCGUGACGCCCGGCGUCUGAAGGAGAACCAGAUCGCCGUCCGCGCCUCCUUCCUGGAGCGGGAGAACGCGGCGCUCCGACAGGAAGUGGCUGAACUGCGCAAAGACUGCGGCCGCUGCAAGAAGAUCAUGCUGCUGUACGAGGCCAAGUACGGCUCGCUGUGAGGGACACGCUUCACCCCGACACACAUCAGUCUCCCUUAUAAUUCACACCGCAGUCACACAGCCGGGGAUUGUGGGUAAUACGGCGCCGCGCGGGAAGCGGACGAGAACGACACGAGCGUGUGUUUGUAAAGAACGUUUGAAGAAGAAGAAGUCGUCAAAUGAUAACACAACAUAACCUUUGACCUCCUCAUUCUGCCCUCUCAUUCGGUAUGAAGACGAGAUAAUGUGUCUAUGUUUGUGUACAAGAGGUUUUUCGCAGAAAACAAGCGCAUGACCCUCGAUAUGAAGCAAUUCUUUUCUUUAUUCCUCGUAAACGAGCGUGCGACGGAUGGUCACGAUCUGCGAAGGUGAAGUCUGUAAAUAUAUAUACGCUUGUAUUUCGUCUGCUAGUGUUGUCGUUCGUCGGGAAUGACCUGAUCGUGUAGAGUCGACACUUCUGUCAUGCAGAUUAACUCUAGAGCGAUUCAAACACUUCUUCACCAGAGUUAAGCGGGCGAUUAUUGUAACGUGAGCGUCUGCGCUUGGGUUUAACUACGAGUGACUGAUCCACUGGAUCUGGUUUGAUCCACGGCAAUAAUGUGCAACUCAUCUUUACCUCAGAUCAGAUGUUUCUGACGAGUGUCUUUUAUUUAUUUAUUUAUUUUUAAAAUACCAUUUUAGUCGGGCAGCUCACCAUCAGUUGAAAUGCAAAUGUAACUUUAGUUUUUUACAUUCUUAUCAAUGACAGAUUCAUUAUUGCAUACUGCAAUGAAUUAUUAGAAUAAUAAUAAUAAUGCAUUUUUAGAUCAAUUGUUGCAUUGGUAAAACCAUUGUGGCGUGAGUGUGAUUUAUUCCAGUCGAUGACAUUAGCGUUAGCAGUACUAGCAUCUCUCAACGUUUAUCGCCGGUUUUAGUGUAUUUAAAAACAAAGACGAAAUAAUGUGCUUCCAGUGUUUAUGGAUUUUGAUAGAUUAAGAUUACACAUAUCAUGGUUUGUUUUCAAUGCUCAAACAAAUUCACCACAAUUUUAGUUUAUAUUUGUAUUUUUAACAGAUCUUUUUCUUUUUUACAAUCACUAUAUAUGACAACUAAAUAACCAUCUAAUAUCUAAACAUUUUACCGUUGUAAUAUAUAAUAGUUGCACAUACACAUUGCAUUAUAUAAACUAAUGUCGUAAGUCAUCAAGAUGUGUUUUUUUUUUACAACGGGUUUGAAGCAAAUCAAUUGUAUAUUGAACAGUUGUUUGUGCAUGCUGUUGUCAUGGUGAUGCUGUGCAGUGGGCGUGUCCUUCUCUUCCAUAUAUGGAGAUAAAAACGCUCUAUCCGUUCAUGUUCUCUAUGAAACUCAAAUGUAGCAUUCUGACUUGGUUUUGUCUUUAAUAAAACAUGUAACUUUCAAUAUAAAGACAUUUUGAAAAAAAAAAAGAGCUGUUGUUUUUAUAAAGUCACUUUCCUCUGGUUUAAACAGUGUGUUAAGACUGUAUCCCAUAUCAUGCAUGUUAAUAAAGCCAGAUCUCAGAUAUUUGACCUUGCUGAGGUCGUGAUGGAUCUGUGCUGUGAUUGGCUGCUGCUGAUGACAUCACGCGUGUGUGGUACUACGGCUGUCACUGCAGAGAUGAUCAGUGACCUUAUGAGCAUCUGUGAGCAUAAAUAAUACUGUACAAAUACAUCCUGCUAAUGCUUUUAGUGCAGUUCUGUCUGUACAAAGACCGCAGGGUGUGUGUCUGUGUGUGUGCUCCAUUGUGUGGGUUCAUUGUUAUUAUUCUCAGUACGAUGUUACGUAACAAUCAUCCUUACACUCAGUGUUAUUACAUAACAUCUGCUUCAGACACACACUGAUCUGAAUAUGAAGGAGAACGAAAUCACCUUUAUAUGCUUGAGACAAAAUAAAAACCUUGUUUUUUCUCUUUUAAACAUGAAAAUAAGACUUUAAUAAGUUUUUCCAAAGUUUUUGAAUAUAUAGUGAUUUUAUUAAUAUAUUGUUGGCUAUGAAAUCAUUCAGUUUAUAAUGUCAUUCAUUUUCUAAAUAUUUUAGAGAUAAAGAGAGAUUCAGCGGAAGAUCGUUUAUUUUAGUUUAUUUUUCAGAAACAAAAAAAACGGUUCUGCUGAAAAUUCAGAGAGUUUACAGUCACAAACAAAGAGUUUGAGUUGCUUUACAAACCUGGAAGACUUGGAUUUAUUUAAUUGGGAACGGUGUCCUUUUGUAUUACAUUGCAAUACUAUCAGGAAUGUCUUAAAUUACGGAUAACUUCCAUCCAUGUUUCCCAAUAGACAGGAUGGGCAAUAACAAAAUGAUUAAAGGAUUGCUGCAUUUUUCUGCAUUUAAGGUUCAAUGAUAUUGUUAAUGUAAGAGAAACCGACUAAGGAGCUAAACAUUUCGAUUUUAAACAUUAAGGAUGCUAGGUUUAUAUAAAAUCCUUCUUUGCAACACUUAAUGUUUUCAUUUGAUAAAUUGUAUAAAGAAACCAAAAGUACGUCAAAAUGGUCCAAUAAACCGCAGAAACAUCAAACCAAAACCAACUUGUCUUCAAAUGAAUGACUUCUGUACAUUCAGCACUUUGUUAAACAUUUUAUUAGUCAUUUCAUCUUGCAUAUAUUGCAUUUAUAUUCAUAUAGUUAUUUCUGAAAAAAUAACUUCAGCACGUAAGAAACUAAACAAAAGAUUUUGAACAUAAGAAAUAUAUACAUAUUCACGUCAUAGUCGUAUAUAUCUCUUAAUUUGCUUUAUAAAUGCCGUAGAUAACUCUUUUGAAAAAAACUCACAAAACAAAAUAGAAAAAUUGUAAAUAAAUUACAAACAAAUGUAAAAAUACACCCAGUCAUAGCAUUUAGACAGAAAUCUAAACCCCGCCCACCCCCCAAAUGAAACCAAUGGAAAUGAGAGAAUAA